Molecule: messenger RNA, 1059 nt
Organism: Sparassis crispa
Lineage: Eukaryota; Fungi; Basidiomycota; Agaricomycetes; Polyporales; Sparassidaceae
Exons: 1
Coding region: 1-1059 (352 amino acids)
Biological process (GO): negative regulation of mitotic cell cycle; negative regulation of cell population proliferation
Cellular component (GO): nucleus; cytoplasm
Source: RefSeq, a predicted model, not a curated record
AUGGCCGCUCCAUCUACUCCCUUCGGCUCUCUCUCGGUCGCCUUGGCUCAGGCGAUUUCGUAUCUCACACGCUCUUUGAUUGUUCACUACUCAGCCACCACUAUCAUUAAACUGCAGCUAGCGCUUGAGGCAAACCUCACCGCACAGUUCGAGCCCUCCUGGAUUCCUACAGAGCCUCUCCGUGGCUCUGGCCGUCGCUGCCUCACCCUCUCUUCCAGCAGGGUACCACCGCGUGCCAUUUACAAUGCGUGCAGGACUGCGAACGUCCAGUGGUCCCAUUGGAUUACUCUGCUCGGUGGCGUGGAAUUCGACCUCUUCAUUGACCCAGGAUGUAUCUCCAUUCGCUUCGGAGAUUGGGAGUCGGGCAAGGCGAGCAAGUUUUUCACCAUCUGGCAUGAGGAGGUGGAACCCCAGACGAAGUCACUUCCUCCUCAGAACAGCAAGACUCUCGCGCAGCAACUAUUGGAAAACGAUCAGGAUGAGGACGAACAACUCUUCGCAUUGAUUGCAGAUGAAGUUCGCGAGCCUUCAUGGCUGACUCCCAUCCUGACGCAGUUCCCCACCAUCCCUUCACCUCUCCGAUCGCUGUCGUCCUUACCUGCCUUCACAGCCUCCCCCGUCUCUAGCCCCGACUCUUCUACCAUCUCUAGCCCUUCAUCUAGCCCGUCCUCCAGCCCUUCAUCUAGCCCUGCCUCCAUUGCGUCCAGCCAUUCGCGAUCAAGCUCAUCGAGUUCGAGUUCUGGCUUCACGUUCUUCUCGGAGGACAGCAUGGAUUCGUAUAGCUCUGCCACCACAGUGUCUGUGUCUUCGCAUUCCCCCCCUUUUCCCGGCGAGAAGCCGCAGUAUAAGGUGUCUCGCCGUGAACGCGCCAGGCAGGCUCGGGUAUUCGUCGACUCGUCGAAGAAGGAGGUGACGAACUACGAUGGCGGAAAGACCACUGUGCUCACCGGGGGCGUUAUGCUCGGUGGCGCGAACGUGUCACAGAAAGCCCAGACUGUCUUCCAUCAGAAGGCGGUGAGCCCAAGCUCGAGCUCCAGCUGGCGCACAGUCCGCGUUUGA